Molecule: messenger RNA, 8541 nt
Organism: Micropterus salmoides (largemouth bass)
Lineage: Eukaryota; Metazoa; Chordata; Actinopteri; Centrarchiformes; Centrarchidae
Product: death-inducer obliterator 1-like
Biological process (GO): apoptotic signaling pathway; DNA-templated transcription
Cellular component (GO): nucleus
Source: RefSeq, a predicted model, not a curated record
CACAUUGAACGUGUUGUGUAAACCGUCAGCCAUCUGCCGCAGUCAGUUAGCUCCAUGUUAGCUCCAGCGGGAAUGGAAAAUGGAGGACUGACCGGAGAGCGAGGGCAUAUCAUCGGUAUUUCUAGCGUUUAGAUCCUUUAACCUCGUACCAAGACCGAUGAUUACUGCUGUGAAGCCUUUGUUUUGUUUGAAGGAGCACUGACUCUGUUACUCAUCACUGCUGAACUACAUUCAUUUGAAAGUAGUGAUUGACUCCAUCGUCUAUGGAGGAGAAUGUGAGCCCUGCGCUCUCUCUAGCUCCUGAGCCAGGGCAGAGCCAGGACCGUAUGGAUAGCUGCUCUCAAGGUUUUGGAGAAGGGGAUAGUGAGCAAAAGGAACAGUUUCAAACAGAAAGUGAGAAUGUGGCCAAAAAGACCAUAAAGGAAUCAGAAAAAUAUUCCAAGGCCAGCAGUGAAGUAAAGAAGACUUGGGGUUUCAGACGGUCCACUGUAGCAAAGCGAGAGAUGCCAGUGGAGGCAGCAACCGAGAGCCCUGAAAACCGCUGUCCUGUGCGUCGCAGUGGCAGGCAGUCUAAGCGUACUGACAAACUUGAGGAAUUCCUCUUGACUGCUAAAAGAGGUUCAAGAAAGAGUGCCCCCCCCAGUCUGGAAAGCGGAGAUCCUCCUUCUCAAACCCCAACUGAUGCGGAGACUGCGUCAGAGGCCAGCUUUGAUGGAAAUGCCGAGUCCAAGGCUGUGGAGGACAAGGUAGAGUCCCCAGAGAGGAGGACAAGGAGUGGCAUGAGAAAGCAGACCCAAAGGAAAACUCAAGGUGGUAGACAGACCCGAGGAGGCGGUGGAGUGACAGUCAAAGAUGAGGGAAGCUCUGAGAAUGAGGAGGACAGCAGAGAUGCUGCCAAGAAGGACCAGUUACCAGAUGAAGAUGGGGACAAAAAAGAUGAAAAGAGCUGUCCCAGUCCUGAAGAUGUAGAGAGCACUAACACAGUACAGCCUCAGCCAGAGCAGGACUUUGAGAAGAAAGAAGCUGCCGAUGAGAAGAACGAACAUGGAGAUCAAAAUGACAAAGUGGAAACAGAGAGGGAGACCGAUAAAGACACUGACGAGGAUGGUGCAGACAAGCCCGCAGCAAUGUUGGUAAAACGUGGACCACUAAGAACUUACAUCAAUAAAAAGAAGGUAGCCAAUAAGAACACUACCCCUGUUAAAGCUCCCGCCAACAAGAGCACAGCUCCUGUCAAGAGGGAGACCAAGCCUAAGGCUACCCAAGCUUCUGGAAACACACGCAAGCCCCAGACACAGGAGGACAACGAUGACGAGAAUGAGGAUGACUCUUCAACGUCUUCGUCUUCAUCAUCCAUUGACUCUGACGAUGGAGGUUAUGACCCCAAUGCACUUUACUGCAUCUGUCGCCAGAAACACAACAAGAGGUUUAUGAUCUGCUGUGACCGCUGCGAGGAGUGGUUCCACGGUGACUGUGUGGGCAUCACCGAGGCACGAGGGCGCCUGAUGGAGAGAAAUGGGGAAGACUACAUCUGCCCCAAUUGCACCGCUAAGAAAAACCAGGUGGUCAGACCUGCCACAUCUAUCCUCUCUACCCAGGCCAAACCUGAUGGUGCUCGUCCAACUUCCUCGCUUGCUGUUUCUGCUGUGACCUCUUCUACAAGUGCUGAGAAAACUAAUGCCAGUGGAGUAGAUGGCAGUCUGUCAGCUGUUCAGGCUGUGGUAGCAACUCCGUCCUCUGUGUCUGCUGGAACUGAAGAGAGGGCAACAGAGGACAUGGGCAUCAAAGGCAGGAUAGAGAAAGCUACGAAUCCAACUGGGAAAAAGAAGAUCAAGAUAUUUCAGCCGACUCUACAGCAGCCUGCCGUACCAAAAGCAGACCAAAAAUCGGUACCAACUGUGGAAAAGAAGGCGGCACCCGCAGAGCAGAAAGCGCUGCCAGAAACGGAGCCGAAAGUGGCGUCAAACGUGGAGGUGAAAACAACACCAACAGCAGAGGUGCCAGAGGAGAAGGCCCAGCAGAAGGCUGAGGAUUCUUCCCUUCCCAAAUGCAUCGGGCCUGGCUGUGAGAACAACGCCCAGCCAGACUCUGUGUACUGUGGCAACGACUGCAUCCUGAGACAUGCUGCUGUGACCAUGAAGUCCAUCACUGAUGUCAAGGAGCCCAAGCCGAAGGAGAAACCCAAGUCUCAGAAAAGCAAGUCUACACCAAAGAGGAGUGGCGCUGGUGGAAAGAAGACGCAGAAGAAGACCUGGGAGGAGUCGGACAGCGAGGAAGAUCACAGUCCUGAAUCAGAUGAGGACGACGAAGAUGAGCAUGCUGAGGAACACCCGCCCCCGCCUGCCACUGCAUCCUGGUCCAGCGACCAUAAUUACAUUGCAGUAACACCAGAAAAGACUACACCCAUAUCACCAACAGUGUUAAACAAAAAGUCACCACCCAAAGAUGAGAAGCAGAGUGAGAAGGAACAGAAAGAGAAGGAACCGUCCUCGGCUCCUGAGAAACCCUCCCCAGCAUCCACAACACCAGUCAGAGGAAACAAGAAGUCCCCGACCACUAAAGCAGCUAAGGUUUCCCCAAAGGGCAAGAAGCCUUCCUUUCAGACUGUCAGUUCAAAGGCGUCCAAGAAACCUGUGACGCCCCCAAGUAAAGCUGCAGCGAAGUCCAAGAAACCAGGUCCAUCGCCCGUCCAUACCCCGUCUCCCUUUCCUCCUGGUCCCAUCCACGUCACAGGAGCACUGAGAGUCACCAAGUCCAACUUUACCAUUCCUAAAAAGCAGCCACAACAAAAGGAUCCUCCAUCCCAUAGUCACUCGUCCUCUUCCUCCAGAGUCCCAUCAUCUCCAGUUUCUUCAGCUCCCUCCAGCCAUUCAUCUUCCAGACCUCCACAUCCAGCCACGUCAGCGCCCCCUGUUUCCCCCAUGCCGCCGCCCAACAACCAGAUGAGACAGAACAUCCGCCGCUCGCUGACAGACAUCCUCUAUAAGAGGGUGAGUGACAGUGAUGAUCUGAAAAUGACCGAGAGUGAGGUGGGAAGGCUGGCUGUUGCCAUUGAAAAGGAAAUGUUCAAUAUCUGCCUUAGCACUGACAGCAAGUACAAGAACAAAUACAGGUCCCUCAUGUUUAACCUGAAAGAUCCCAAAAACAAGGGCUUGUUCUACAGGGUGGUGGGUGGUGAGGUUAGUCCCUUCAGACUGGUGAGACUCAGUGCUGAAGAGUUGCUUUCCAAAGAGAUAUCUGAGUGGAGGAAACCCGAUGCUCCUGAGGCCCAGUGUUCCAGUGGAAGGGUUCAUUCGGGGCAGUCCAAACUAGGCAACAGGCAUGACUCUGGCUCACAUAGCAUGGAUAUAGACGAUGCUCCACCAACAUCUGAUGCGGAUGUAUGUAUCUCUGCCACCACUUCAUCUGCUCGCAUGGCUUCUGCUGCAGACCAAGAUGAGUCUAACUCCACUCCUUCAGCUUUGGCUCAGACCUCUGCUGCGGAGGGAAACGGUGGCAGCAGCAUGCCAGACAUUUUCAGUGCGAUGCUGAAAGACACCACCGCUGAACACAGGACUCAUCUGUUUGACCUUAACUGUAAGAUCUGCACAAGUCAGAAGACAGAAGAUGAGCCUGCAGCUAAAAAAGCCAAACUGACAAAGAAGCCUGAAACUAAGCCGCCCAGACAAGAGCUGCAUUCGUCCAGGUCAGGGGAUGUCUCUCCUACAGCUUACCAGAACCAAGACCCUUUAGCCUACCAACAUCCGAUCCCAUCAUCUUACCAGUCUAACGUGGAGCCAGCUGUCCCAGAAUCACAGGCGCAGCUUUAUCAGGAGGCACCUCCAGCCCCCGUCAACCCCGCCGUGUCCUCUGUCAGCAUCACCCGCAGAGACCCACGCAUGGCCAGGCACAGCUCCAGUGUGACUGUCACCUACACUGCUCCAGAAAAGCCCGUCAACACAGAACUUCUCCCAGCUCCUGUUAGCGCUCCAGUAGAGGUUGGACCCAAGGCACCACUGCCAAUGCCCCCAGCUCCACCACCUUCAUUAGCUGUGUCCAAACCAGUAAAAAGUACACCCGAGCCUCCUCUUGAGGGCGAGACAGCAAUCUUCCUCCAUGGUCAAGAGAAGAUUUGGAAAGGAUUGAUCAACAUGCAGUCGGUGGCUAAGUUUGUGACCAAGGCAUAUCUGGUGUCAGGAUCCUUUGAACAUCUGAAGGAGGAUUUGCCAGACACAAUUCAUGUUGGAGGACGGAUAUCUCCAAACACAGUGUGGGACUAUGUCGGGAAACUGAAAACCUCGCUCUCCAAGGAACUGUGCCUGAUCCGUUUCCAGCCAGCCACAGAGGAAGAGGAGGUGGCAUAUGUCUCUCUCUUCUCUUACUUUAGCAGCAGGAAACGAUUUGGUGUGGUGGCCAACAACAACCGACGCAUCAAAGACCUCUAUCUCAUCCCUCUGGGCUCAAAGGACCCAUUACCCUCCAAACUCUUACCGUUUGAUGGGCCAGGGCUCGAACCAGCUCGUCCCAAUCUCCUCUUGGGGCUGCUGAUCUGCCAGAAGGACAAAAAGCGAGCUGGUGCUCCAUUAGAAACUGAGGAAAAACGGUCCAAGAUUCAAACAAAGGAUGCCGAUGACACUGGCCUUCCAAAGCCAGCUCCUUCAGUCAGAGCAGAACGAAGCUCACGACAGAGUCUUGAAAUCCCCUUCAGCACAACACCUCCAGGGUCACCUCCAACCAGCUCCUCUGAGACCACAAGCAGCACUGUGACGACCUCCUCAGUACUUUCCUUUUUGUCAUCUGUGAAAGCUCCAGCUACAUCCACUACCACUGGCAAGGACUCCCCAUCUUCCUCCAGCUCUAUUGCUUCCUCUGCAGCAAAUGCCACUCCUCUUCAGACCAUCCUCAACACUCUUUUUGGGAAGAAAAAGCAUGACUCGGAAGACCCCAUUGUGCAGCAGUUUGCACAGAUUUCUAAAGAGAAUCCGGUUGAGGAGGACGAAGAUGACCGACCGUAUGAUCCAGAGGAGGAAUAUGACCCCAGUAGGGGCUACAAUGUGCCUAAGAAGCCUGUUAAGGUAGUAAGCAAACCUGAAAUCUCAAAGCAGCCUGAGUUGGUUACAAAUGAAGGUGAUGAUGUGGCUUAUGACCCAGAGGAUGACUCCAUUUUUGACGAUGUGAAAUCUCUAGUACCAGGGCAAGCUAAGGCUGCAGCUGAAUCUGUAACUAAUCCACAAACGAUCUUGGAGAGCCUUAAACAGAUUGGGGAUCAGACAUUCCAGAGACGGGGAGAACAUCAAUUGUCAUCCACAGGGACACCCUGUGGUUCAAUGACACUUCCAGACACACUCCUAACUGAACCUACCAAAUCCCUUUUGGCAAAUACUCAGCUACUGCAGCUUGGCAAAAAGGUUGAGGAACUAGUGAAGUCUUCAUCAGUUGCUCCCUUGAUCAACCAGAGGAGAGAUCCCAGACAGAGCAGGGACCCACGCCAGGCUGCACCCGGCAGGAAAUCGACCGAUGAACCUGAGGAGAAAGAGGAGGCAUAUGCUCUGUUGGGGGAUUCCACUCCUUCCUCAGAACUUGUGGUUCAAGAGACUCACCAGUCCAAUGUAGCUGAACUCCCGGACUCCUCGCACGAGCCUGAGACAUCACUGCCUCAAGAGGAAGAGAAAAGCGAGACGCUGCCAUUCAUGGAGUCGGACAAGGCCGAAGUGUCAAUUCCAUUAUUAGGGGAAGAGGUGGAACCUGAUAUUGAGGUCAACUACAUGGAUGAGAAAGAGGUUAAAACUGAGGAAGAUGAGCCAAUCAAGGUGGAAACAGAGAUGGACAGGUACAGUAUUUGGCCAAAUGCUGCCAGUAUAUUAAAAGCUGGUGAGGACUCUGAGUAUGAGGAGAAUAGCCAAGAUACACCAACCGCAAGUUAUUAUAAUGAGCCUGCAAACACCUCCAUAAUAACUUCAACAAUCCCAGUACUAACUCAGAGCACAACAAUGGUUGAUACUCAAUCCCAUCACAUGCCACAUCAUCACAUGUCAGCAUCAGGCUUCGACAGCGAGUACAGACCUCCAGCUGACAUCCCCCCACUAUCCAAUUUCCCCCCAUCCCAUUCAAUGCAGGGACAAAAUCUGAUAAUGAGGCCUCCGCCUAUGUCUAUGCCACCACCCAUGCAGGGUCUUCCUCCAAUGUCAGGCCCCCCUCCUAUGCAGGGACUCCCUCCACCCAUCCAUGUUCCUCCCCCUGUACAUGGUCCUCCCUCCAUGCAGGGUGACAGCAGCCAGCAAUAUGGUCCACCACCGGCUGCAUACCCUCCCUAUCAGAACCAGUGGCCAGGUACCCAGCCACCGCAGCAGCAGCAGCAACUGCAGCAGCCUCCUCCUGGACCACUUCCUCAGAAUAUCAUGCCACCCAGAGGACCACCACCACCAUUCCCUCCAGCGGCCCAGAGAGGCCCUGCUCCUCAAAUGUUUGAUCCCUCCAUUCCCCCUCAGCACAUUGGACAGCAAGGCCUCCCUCCAGGGCUUCCCCCACGCCCUGCUUUUGAUACACAGAACAGUUUACCUCCACCAAGAUACACUGGUCCUCCACCGCAAUUUAAUUUCCCUGCAAACAGAGUCCCUCCUCCACCUUUCUCGGGGCCUCCUCCCAGUCACUUUGAUAACAGACUCCCUCCUCUGCCCCACUUCCAAGGCCCCAGGGGUCCCCCGCCAUCUCAGUAUGGUGACCACGGGGCUCAAUCCCCAAUGAUAGACCAAACUCGGUGUCCUACAGACCAGUAUAACAAAGACAAUUCAAACUCUUACAAGCUAAAUGUGGACCAGAAUCCAAACCCUCACCAUGUUUUUAAUGUUUUUAAAGACAAUCAGGCUACCCCGCCAGGUCCAGCAUUUCGGGGACCUCCACCUAACCAGUAUGAGGACAGAAGAGGGCCACCUUCCAGUGGUGAGAUGAGCGGACAGCACUUCAAUCCACAUAACCAGUAUGGGAGCUCCAGACCACACUCCUCACCGCCACAUAGAGGAUCUUUUGAUGAGCCCAGAGGUCCUCCCCCUCACGAGAACAGACCCCAUCCUUCUCAGCGUUUUGGAGGUUCAGAGCGGUACCGCCUUGAUAGGCACUCUGAUGAAGCUAGAUCUCUUCGCCAUAGUGGGCCACUACUGCCAACUCCUCCAGAGGCUCCCAUAGGUCCUCCAAGUCGCAUGGGAGCCCACAGUCCAGACCUGCACUGGCGCCGCCACUCUCCUGAAAUGAGGAGGAGGAGCAGCACCAACCGAGAGGACUCAGAACCGCGUGGCGGAGAUCGCUUCAGUCGCUUCGAAGGAGGGCACAGAGAACCUGCUCCUGGUCCCUCACAACCCUCUGAAGAGAGACCGAAGGAAAUGUCUGAAGACCGGCGGAGGGAAAGAGAGCGGGAAGUCCCACACGGUGGCAGACCGUCAUGGGACAGGGGCCAGGGCAAGCGGUGGAGCAGAGAGCAAGAGUGGGAUAGAGGUAAAGAAAGGGACCGCGAUCGGGAGCGUAGCCGAGAAAGAGACCGCAGCAGAGGGGGGGAGGGCGAGAGGCAAGGGGGAAAGACGGAGGGAGAGAGACACAGGGAUCAAGACACGGAUAAGAGGAGAGACCGGGAGAGAGACAGGGAAAGAGACAGACCAAGGGAUUCUGACAGAAGGGACUAUGACCGGGACAGAGGGAGAAACCGUGACAGAGAGCGCGAACGCGACCGUGAACGAGAGCGAGACAAGAGACGGGACAGAUCCCGAAGCAGGGAACGCGACAGAGACCGUGGGAAAGACCGGGGCAGGGACAGAGACAGGGAGAGGGAGAGAGAUAGGGACAAAGACAAAGACAGGGACAAAGACAAAGACAGGGAUCGUAGGGACAGGAGUAGAAGCAGAGAAAAAAGAGAGGAGAAAAAGGACAGUAAGCAUGAUACACCCAAGGAGAAUGACAAAACAGCACAAAAUGACAAGAAAAUGUCCUAGUCUCUGUUUGUCAACACUACAUUAUGGUUUUGAAAGACGCUUCAAUCUUUCACCAGUUGAAAUCAUCACUGUAAAUGUAGAUGAGCAGUAUUUUGUUAAAUUUCCACAGUUGUGUUCCUACUAGAAAAAAAGUUUGACAAUGUUUGUAUUCUUUUCGUCACUUAAAGGUUUCUAAGUUUGUUUUAUCACAUUCGGAUAAAAACCUGGCCAUCUAAGUUGCUUGUGUACAAGAUGUAUUAAUUAGGCUACUGAGUCCUAUUACAUGGAUCUUUCUCCUGUUUUUUAAGAGAACAAUGAUGUAACUGAUUAACACACCAUUUGAAAUAUGUAAAUAUGAAUGUAUUUGUGUAUAUACUGAUGUUUUUAAUCAUACUUUUCUAAGUAGAGAAAAUAAAAGCCAUAUAUCUGAGAUGGAUAAUGUGAACGCUGGCAACACUGUUUACACACAGAUGUGUGUUUAUAUGUCCAAUAGCUUUGAACUUAAGGCUCCAACUAUCUACAGUAUAGACCCCAUCAAUGGCUGUUAAUGAAAUGUCCUGAUUUUGUUUCAGCUCAACCAAUUAAACCCGUUUGAUGAUCAGUG